Trachymyrmex cornetzi is the source of this 491-nucleotide messenger RNA. RefSeq lists its product as uncharacterized. Lineage: Eukaryota; Metazoa; Arthropoda; Insecta; Hymenoptera; Formicidae. The transcript is spliced from 2 exons. The record is from RefSeq and is a predicted model, not a curated record. Bases 69 to 491 code for a protein of 140 amino acids.
UUAUAUCAAUCAGUGAUGAAACAGUAGAUUGUAAUGAGAAUUACAAUGACGAUUCUCUAGGCAAAUAUAUGGCAGAUGAAAAUAAAGCACCUAUAACUGAUAGUAACAUAUUGAAGGUACCUUGUAACACAUUAAACAAUAAUAGCAUUGAUAGCUUUCCAUUUUCACCAUCUCGAAGUAUAAGUCCUAAGAUACAAAGUGUAAAACGUCCUGUGCUACAAAAUAUUGCAAAAAAUUUACCUGAAUUGGAUGAUUUUGCGAAACGUCGUAAAACGAAAGAUGAUUUACUUGAAAAGGAAUUAAUACAAGCAAGUUCUACGAUAUCUGCUACUAUGAACAAUGUUUCAUCUUUCAUAUACAGCCAAAACAGGAAUGAAAAUGGUUAUAUGUUGGUAAUAAAAGAAGCAUUAAAAUAUGUUCCUGAUACACAUAAGACUCAAUGUCUCAUUGAAGUACUCCAAGUAAUUCAGAAAUAUGAAAAAAGACAAUAA